Morone saxatilis (striped sea-bass) is the source of this 2241-nucleotide messenger RNA. Its product is annotated as ETS domain-containing protein Elk-3-like. Gene Ontology annotation, molecular function: DNA-binding transcription factor activity, RNA polymerase II-specific; sequence-specific DNA binding. The record is from RefSeq and is a predicted model, not a curated record. Bases 369 to 1586 code for a protein of 405 amino acids. Gene Ontology annotation, biological process: cell differentiation; regulation of transcription by RNA polymerase II. NCBI's taxonomy places the organism in Eukaryota, Metazoa, Chordata, Actinopteri, Moronidae. Gene Ontology annotation, cellular component: nucleus. The transcript is spliced from 5 exons.
CUGUAUCACCAUGUGUGCCGACACAGAGUAAGGCCCACUGCUGGCCGUCAGCGGGCAGGCAGAGGAGAAGAGGAGGGGAGGAAAAGUGUGUUUACACAGACGGCAAACUGCCUGGGGAAUCGUCGGGGAGAGGAAGUGAGCCGGCUCUGUGUCUGCCUGCUCCAACUUCCUGCUCAGAAAGAGAAAAAGCCCAGGAUCCUAUUUCAGUCCAGCACAACCGUGUAGAGCAGAAAGUAAGCAUGGAAAAACAAGGAAUCACACAAGCUUCACCGUAAAAGUUUCGCGGAGAGGGAGAGAGAGAGAGACAGAGAGAGAGAGAGAGGAGAAGAAGGAAAAAAAAAAAAAAGACCGAGUGAGAGAUCGCAGGUAUGGACAGUGCCAUCACUCUGUGGCAGUUCCUGCUGCAGCUGCUGCUGGACCAAAGUCACAAGCACCUGAUAUGUUGGACGUCCACAGACGGAGAGUUCAAGCUCCUAAAGUCAGAGGAAGUGGCCAAGCUGUGGGGGCUGCGCAAGAACAAGACCAACAUGAACUACGACAAGCUGAGCAGAGCCCUGCGCUACUACUACGACAAGAACAUCAUCAAGAAGGUGAUUGGCCAGAAGUUUGUCUAUAAGUUUGUGUCCUUCCCUGAGAUCCUGAAGAUGGACCCCCAGGCGGUCGAGAUGGGCCUGGCUUCUGGAAGGUUUCCCCUCCAUGAAGGAGAAGCCUCUGAGCUGGAGGUAGAGGAGGAGGAGGAAGAGGAAGGGGAGGAGGAGGCCCAGAGGAGGACCCUGGCAGCCCUGGGGGCGCAGCAGUGUCGAAACGACUACCUCCGCUCUGGUCUCUACUCCUCCUUCAGCAUCAGCUCCCUGCAGAACCAGCCUGAGCUGCUCCGCGCUCUGCGGGAGCACCAGGAGGAGCCGCGCUCCGUCAUCCGCUUUGGCACCAACGCCAAUGAAAGGAGCUCCCCUCCUUCUGCUAAACCCGAGUCCUACGUCUCCCCCAGGUUAUCCAAACUCCACUCCCCGUCCUCUCCCCACCACACCCAAACCCCCCAGCCCGGCCGAAGCUGGAGCCCCGCGGCCGAGGAGGAGGAGGACUCUGAGCAGAGCGCUCAGCCCCUCAACCUCUCCUCUGGGCACAGGGAGCGAGCCCUGCAGCAUCCUGAGAAGAGGAGCAGCAGCAGCAGUAGCGGUAGAAGUAGCUCUACUAGUAGUAUUAGUAACCAAGGAGAUGGACUCCCACCUAAAAGCAAAAAGCCCAAAGCUCUGGAGAUCUCCGCCCCGUCCCUGCUGCUCGCAGGGAGUGACAUCGGCUCCAUCGCCCUCAACAGUCCGGCACUGCCGUCUGGCUCCCUCACUCCUGCCUUCUUCACUGCACAGACUCCCUCUGGUUUGCUGCUGGCUCACAGUCCGCUGUUGUCAGGCAUCCACUUCUGGAGCAGUUUGAGCCCAGUCGCCCCGCUCAGCCCCGCCCGGCUGCAGGGCCACAGCUCCCUCUUCCAGUUCCCCAGCCUAAUCAACGGACACAUGCCUGUCCCCCUGCCAAACCUGGAAGGAACACCCUCCUCUCUGCUCCUGUCCCCCACCACCCACAAAUCCUGAUCCAGGGUCUGUGAAAAUGCAUCAUCCAUCUCUUAUUGAAAGCUUCUCAUCAUCAUCGUCGUCUUGUUACAUUUUGCUUCAGAAAUGUCCUAAGAGACAGUAUGUGACCUCACUAUUUUGCACUUGCGUUGCUUCAGAUUCCAGUGGUUGAAAGCACUUGGUAAAAGCCAUUCGCCACGAUGUCUGUGAGACGUCUGGCUCUUUGUGAUAAAGUACAGCACAUUUCCACAUGACCCUGUCCACAAUGGACGGCAGUGACAUGUAGCUAGCUGCAAAAGACUAGCCAGCCGCUCAUUCUGUGCAGAGAGCUUGGUUGUUUUAAUCUUGUUUUAAAAAAAACAAAACAAAAAAAAACGUUUCUCCUUUUUUUUAAAUGUUCAUCACAAUUUGAAACCAGUUGUUUCCAGUUGUGGUAUUGUAUGUAUUGUAUGCACUAUGCUUCUCAGAUAGUACCGGCUGUGCCUUGUUGCUCUUUUUUUUUUCUCAAAUCUUUUUAAUGAAGACGAGAUUUCAAAUCAAUGAAAAACCUUUGUAACACUUAAUGUUCUUUUUUUUUAUACUGGACUUGGUAUACAGUUUGUAUUCUGUAUAAUUUUGUAUUGUGAAGAAUGUCUUGUCAUUUUCAAUAAACAAAGCAUUGAAUGCUUUAACAUGG